AAAAGGAACACCUUAUGGAGCACUUGGGUAUGAAAGUACACCACAGCUAUGUUGCAACUGCUUCUUCUCACCUUUCUCUUUGGGGGCUCAGCCCUGGCCAACAAGAUCUCCAUUCAUCAUCAAUGUGCCAAAGGUCCUACAUACUCGUGCAAGAACCUAAUGACAGCUAUCCAGUGUGGCACCUUGCAGCACUGCAUACUGGCAGGUUGGAACCCGACCAUCAAUGAUUCAUGCACAGACUGUGAACAGAUUGUCAACAUCCUCAUCCGCAUGGCCAAGGAGUCAUCUUUUAAGGAGAUCAUCCGGAAGUACCUGGAUCGUGAAUGUACCACUUUGCCACUGCAGACGCUAGUCCCACGUUGCCAGACACUGGUGGAUACAUACUUAGACCUCUUCAUCUCCAGCCUGGAAGGGCAGAUUAAGCCCCUUUCUGUCUGCACAAAGUUGGGCCUCUGCCAUUCCGAGCCACUGGAGAGCAAGAACACCUUUGACAUGCUGGUUCCAGUGGUGGAGCAGUUCUUUCAGCUACUACAAGGCAAAGCUCUCAUCACACCCAACAGCCAGACCGAGGAAAAUCCAGAGGAGGAGCUGCCCAUCCCCCUGCCUCUUUGUUGGUUGUGCCGAUCUUUUGUAGGCAGGGUUGAAUCCUUGAUCCCAAAGGCAGCAAUUGCCAAAGUCCUGUCACAACUCUGCCGGAUUCUGCCAUUAGCCGUUGCUGGAAUGUGCGAGUGUUUGAUGGAGAAAUAUACCAUGAUCAUUGUUGAUUUGAUCCUGGGCAAGCUGGGGCCACGGCUGAUCUGUGGGAUGAUGCUCAUGUGUGCCACAGAGGAAAACUGUGGUCCAGAGAUCAAUACAGGGCCACUCCCUUGCCAAGCCUGCCUCACUGUCACCAGCCAGGUGAAGCUAUCCAUCAAGGCAAACAGUACCCAGAUUGAAAUAGAGGCAGCCUUCCUUAGCACAUGCAGCAGCAUCUAUCCAGAAUGGCAAGAAGAGUGCAAAAGUUUUGUCCACCAGGACCAGUCGAAGUUGGCCAUCCUGCUUGCAAAACCAUGGAGCUCCAAGAGAACAUGCCAGGAACUGGGUGCCUGUGUGGCUGAGGAGGGAGAGUUUCCAGGAGACAAAGCAUGUGCCCAGGGUCCUACUUACUGGUGCUCCAACUUGAGUGCUGCUGAGGAAUGUAAGGCUGUGCAACACUGCCAGGCUCACGUAUGGCUGUAGCCAGAUAAGAAACCAGACAUCAUCGGGUGCUGUGACAAGUUCCUGCCAUCUGACCUAGUCAUUUGGAUUCUUCCUGCUUAUUGAUCACUGAUGGGAGGCAGGAUGUAAGAGGACUGUAUACUCUUGAAUAUUAAAACUCAUUUCAACACAGUA
This is a messenger RNA of Heteronotia binoei (common prickly gecko), 1371 nucleotides long. RefSeq names its product surfactant protein B (gene SFTPB). Gene Ontology annotation, biological process: sphingolipid metabolic process. The transcript is spliced from 11 exons. Gene Ontology annotation, cellular component: lysosome. Lineage: Eukaryota; Metazoa; Chordata; Lepidosauria; Squamata; Gekkonidae. The record is from RefSeq and is a predicted model, not a curated record. The coding region runs from base 49 to 1218 and encodes 389 amino acids.